Molecule: messenger RNA, 2883 nt
Organism: Pelodiscus sinensis (Chinese soft-shelled turtle)
Lineage: Eukaryota; Metazoa; Chordata; Testudines; Trionychidae
Source: RefSeq, a predicted model, not a curated record
UUUAAUUGUAGGUUUACUGGAAGGACUAUUAAGGAUGUAAUCAACAUGGGCUCUUAUAACUACCUCGGCUUUGCAGAAACAGGUGCUAAUGUUUUGAAAACAGUGGCAGACGAAUUACAGCAUUAUGGGACAGGGGUAUGCAGCAGCAGGCAGGAAAUGGGUAAUCUUGACAAACACGUAGAACUAGAAAACCUGGUGGCCCGGUUUCUUGAUGUAGAAGCUGCUAUGGUGUUUGGCAUGGGCUUUGCUACUAACUCUAUGAAUAUUCCAGCACUGGUUGGGAAGGGUUGCCUCAUUUUAAGUGAUGAGCUGAACCACACUUCUCUUGUUCUUGGUGCAAGGCUUUCCGGUGCUACCAUUCGAGUCUUCAAACACAACAACAUGCAGAGUCUAGAGAAAUUACUGAGGGAUGCAAUAGCAUGUGGGCAGCCUCGAAGUCACAGAGCAUGGAAAAAAAUUCUCAUCCUAGUAGAGGGCAUUUACAGCAUGGAAGGUUCCAUUGUCCGCCUGCCAGAGAUAGUUGCCUUGAAGAAGAGAUACAAAGCAUACCUCUAUUUGGAUGAAGCCCACAGCAUUGGCGCUGUGGGACCGACCGGCCGGGGCAUCGUGGAAUAUUUUGGGAUGAACCCUGAAGAUGUUGAUGUAUUGAUGGGUACAUUCACCAAAAGCUUUGGAGCAGCUGGAGGAUACAUUGCUGGCAAGAAGGAACUUGUGGAUUUCUUACGCACUCACUCCCACAGUGCAGUGUAUGCCACAUCUAUGUGUCCACCUGUAGCAGAGCAAAUCAUUAGGGCAAUGAAAUGUGUCAUGGGACUGGAUGGAACAACACAAGGGCUUCAGAGAGUGCGCCAGCUAGGAGAAAAUACAAGAUACUUCAGGCGGAGACUGCACGAAAUGGGUUUCAUUAUUUAUGGAAAUGAUGAUUCCCCUGUUGUUCCCUUGCUCCUUUAUAUGCCUGGUAAAAUAGGGGCAUUUUCCAGGCACAUGUUAGACAAAAAUAUUGGGGUGGUUGUAGUUGGAUUUCCAGCUACUCCUAUCACAGAAUCGAGGGCUCGGUUUUGUGUGUCGGCUUCACAUACACGGGAGAUGUUAGACACGGUCCUGAAUGCCCUUGAUGAAUUGGGAGAUUUUCUACAACUGAAAUAUUCACGGCAUUCCAGGUCAUCUCGUCCUGAACUAUACGAUGAAACAAGCUUUGAACUUGAAGAUUAAGUUUCCCACCCGUGAAGAGAACAUUAAGAUGUUACCAAAAAAAAAGAGGGAAAACGCCUAAGAAAUGUGAAUGCAUUUCUCAAUUAAUUGAACCGAGGGGAGGCACUGUUGUUGCAUUUUACUGUAUCAAAUUUCCAUGUGCAAGAGACUGUUGCUACAGAACUACCCCUAUGGAGUUACAUGCUUUUUUAAUGUAUUUUUUAUGCAAGCAGACUGUCCCAUUGGUCAAGUUUCUACUGUGCACCCUUGGUGCCUCUUUAUGAAGAGGCUUUGGGUAGUUCUUAGGUCUGGUUGAAACAAUAAAUUUGAAACCUGAAUGGAUUCCAGUGUAGUAUGUUAGCUUGCAUGAAUUUCAACCAUCAGGCUGGAUAGUACCUAAUGCAUCAAUGUGGACUGCCCCCGAGGAAAUGGCAGAUAAAGAUCUUCUUACCUAAUCUCCACAUUUUGCGUUCUCAAAGGACAGCAGCUGUUAGGAGGACAGACUAGCAUAUGAGCAAGCGUUCAUAACAGAAAUCUACUUAUAUUAAAUAUUUCUGACAGAAACCUGUGUUCUUGGCCACUUGAUGUUGCAAACAAAGCCAACUCACUCUAAGAUUGUAUAGUCUGUGAAGAAAGAAUACACGAAAGGCUUCGUAGUGUGCGGACACCAAUGUUGCAUGCGAAUUGAAUCUUUUUGUUAAUGGUGGAAACUCUUUUCUGCUCUAAUACUCAAUCUACAGCCUUAUAUGCAUCUUAUUGCCACUGAAGUUACUUGGCUGGCUUGUUCCCUUUUCAUGUAGCAGUAGCAAACAAUUUUAAUAACCCUUUAUAUUUCCUAUAAAGCACUGAUCAAAACACUCAGAUACUUGCAGUUCACAAACUGCAGUUGACAUUUAUGAGCCCAUUUCCAAGUUUUUUUUGAACUACUCAUGAGCUUAAUAAAUGCACUUACAAGUAAAUAACAGUGACGCUGCUUGUUACGCAGAAUAUAAAGUCCAGAGUACCAUUCACAACUCUGCCACCUGUUAACUUGAAGACUCUCUAUGGUUUCUGAAUGUACUAAAUUCCCCCAGUUGAUUUAAGUAUCGCUCAUUGAAAUAUUGUGUUCUCUCCUUAUGUUAUUAUGGUUUAUUCCGGUCUUUUUAUUUAAAUAGUGUUCAUUUUUCCAGUGGUUGACUGAAAUAGUACAGAAUAUGGCUCAUAGUUGGAAAAAGAAGAUAUGGUCAGAGUUCCGUUUUCAUUGUAUCAAACUAAUCUACAGAGGGAAAAAAACAUUAUCAUCUUCAGCUUUUCUUAGCUUACAUCAAUGAACUUGUUCAGGCUGAGUAGUUUACAAGAAGAUUUCUGGAGACCAUAAUUUUUGUAUGAUACCAGUUAAAAAUUGUUCUGUCGCUUUAACAAAAUCCCAACCAUUCCACAAUAUCAAAUGUCAUUGUAAACACAUCAGAUCAAGAGAUGUUUAGCUUUCUGUUGCACAGAUGUACCACACUUUCAAAUUCUUGAAAGCUCUGCUGUAAACUUAACCCACAGCUGCAAUAUUAGAUUUAGGAACAGAACAAUUAAAUUGUGGCAUACCAAUGGCAGUAUAUUACUCCCUGCUUGUUAAAACAGCUUUGAGGAUAAAACAAAGCUGAUCAGUUAUGAGGUCCCGGGUUUUGUUAGAGUUUUUGUUGUUGCUGCUGCUGUUGUUGU